Messenger RNA from Lodderomyces beijingensis, 1923 nucleotides. The record is from the annotation of a GenBank genome assembly. NCBI's taxonomy places the organism in Eukaryota, Fungi, Ascomycota, Pichiomycetes, Serinales, Debaryomycetaceae.
AUGCAAGAAUCGUCACGAUCAAUCAAUCAUAAGCUCAAUGAAAUCUUGAGCAAAAACACGCUUGUUAAACCGAAAUUGGACGACGCAAGAGCUUUGAGCUCUGCUCAUAUACUUCGAGCCAACAUUUUGGGUAAAGAUAAGCAAGAAAAAGUCAAUUCGAUUGUGGUUUUGGCCAAGUUGCUAGAAUGUCUUACAACCGCAACCGGUAGUGACGAUGUCGGUAUUCCUCAAUUUGCACAGAUUCUAGAUUAUGAAUUGUUUUCGACACUAUUCUCGAUAAUUAGCAUCAACAGAUCGUCUGAAACUUUUAAAGCAAUUUUGAAAAUAUCGGUUGUUGUUAUCUCAGGUGAAAUCUUUGGACAAGAAGAUGCAGCAAAUUAUUUGCCACUUUUCCAAUCGCUUGCUGAGUAUCUAGAUGCAAUAGAUGUCAUUACGUCAAAGUUGGCUCUGGAAGAUAGAAAGAUUAUCGUCAACUCCAUCAAGUUGGUCACUGGGGUCAUUGAAAAGGGGUUGAAGUUUGAAUUUCCAGAGAUUAUCACUCUCGCGGCACGACUCAAGCACGUUUCCUAUUUCAGCACCGUGGAAAACCUCGUAGAAAAAGACGAUGCUCACACCAGAUCUUUUUUGCAAGAGUUGAAAGCGUUGUAUCACAACUUGAACCAGUAUUUAAAUCUGAUUCGAUUCGAUUUAUCCAUCAAAUCUCAUCAAUUGAUGUUGAACAACUUGUUUCUCUUUUUAGAAGUAUCGUUAAAUGAAUUUGGAACUCCGGCAACAACAGAAGAGUACAUCAAAUCUGGGUUCACCGAUAACCCUAGACAAUAUGUCAUUGACAAUUUUUCAAUCCUAUUGGCCAUGGAUUUGAAAAUCUUCUUGAAGAAUCCAGAUUUCACAUUCAAGAAAAGAUUCCACGAAGAGCUUAUGAUGAGCGAUCAUUUAAGAACUUUUCCGCUUUCAUGGUGUAUAGAAAAAUGCUCGAAAAUGUGGCAAGGUAUUUUUGAAAAACGGCCAGAAUUGCCAAUCUUGAGCUACGAAUUACUAAUUUACGACUCAAUGAACAUUUGCUUGAAUCUAUGGCAACAAACAAAAGCUCAAAUCAACAACAAGGCAGAUAUCGACAAGAUUUUCCAAUUAAUAUACACCAAUGUUGAAAGUUUUGAACCAAACUCUGGUGACAGCCUUGAAAACUUUUUGGGUUCCACCAAUGCAAAAUCAAGCGUUGAAAUGAGACAUAUACAAGCCCAGCAGCUUGUGGAAAACUUAAACUCUAGUUGGCAAAGUCAUUUUAUCGAGUUCAAUCGAGAGUUGUCCGAACAAGUUUGGAAAUUUGUUGCUGAGCAGCGAGUCAUGCAGUUGUUGAGAGGAUCGUGGGUGUUUACCGAGGACUAUGGGAAGUUGAUGUUUGGGAAUAAUGUUGGCACCCCAGCGUCCAAAUACUACUACAUCUGCUUGUCUCCCAACAGGAAACAAAUCUAUUGCAAAAGUUUUGCAGAAAAGGGAGAAAAUCCCAACUAUGAAGAAUUGGAAAAAGCAGGCGGGAUAAAAUUGCCAGAAAUACAGGACAUUGUCUCUGACACUAUCGGAGAGUCCUUGGGAGAGGAAGACAAGAGAAAAAACUCAAUGUUGAUUUCCAUCAAGGGUACCAUUUCCUAUGAGAAAAUCACGAUACUUGGAGCCAACAAAAAACGGCUCUUGUCGUUCUACACUGACUCGGACGUGAACAGAUUUGUUUGGCUAGAUGGUAUCAAGAUGUUGAAGAAAUUGGAAUCGUUGUCAAAAGACACCAGGAAACAGAUGGACUCGCUAAUCGAUAUCCGCAGAAACACCCAGUUGCUAAACUUGGAUGAACUAGAUCACGUUGACGACGGUGAAUUUCUUGAUGCUGGUGAAUUGAAUGCCAUUUCAACUGGAUUUUUUUACAAGUAA